This is a messenger RNA of Microdochium trichocladiopsis, 1362 nucleotides long. Its product is annotated as aspartic peptidase domain-containing protein. Gene Ontology annotation, molecular function: aspartic-type endopeptidase activity. The record is from RefSeq and is a predicted model, not a curated record. The transcript is spliced from 3 exons. Gene Ontology annotation, biological process: proteolysis. NCBI's taxonomy places the organism in Eukaryota, Fungi, Ascomycota, Sordariomycetes, Xylariales, Microdochiaceae. The coding region runs from base 1 to 1362 and encodes 453 amino acids.
AUGAGGUCCUCAGACGUCACCACCGCUUUGCUACCCGCACUCGCCCUGCCAGCGCUCUCUCUCGCCGUCGCUCUUGCGCCGCCUUCAGAACCUCGCCAGGACGGCCCCGGGUUCCUGGCCUUGCCCUUCACCCGGACGCUCAACACGCCAAGACUGCGCUCACGGCAGGACGUCGACGUCCCUCUGUACAAUGUUACCACCAUCAGCUACCUCGUCGAGUUGUCCAUUGGCACGCCAGGCCAGACCGUACGAGUCGCCAUUGACACAGGCUCGAGCGAGUUGUGGGUAAACCCCAAUUGCAAGACCGUCAACACGAACGACGAGUACCAGGACUGCGUCACGGACGGCCAGUACAAUCCAGACGACUCGUCUACUUUCCAUGACCUCGAGUCUCGCUCGUCCAUCACCUACGGCAUCGGCAAGGUCGAGCUCGCAUACGUCACUGACAAUGUCGCUCUGCCAAAUAGCACCAUCGAUCUGAAAAACAUCCAGUUUGGUGCAGCCAUCGCGACGCAGGACCUGAGCGAGGGUAUCUUGGGUCUCAGCUUCGGCAACCACUCAAAUCCCAGGGCCCUUCCGUACGCCAAUCUUGUCGACCAGCUCGUGAUGCAGGGCGUGACCAAGUCGCGUGCCUUUUCGGUGGCUCUGGGCAAUCAGGACCUCGAUGAUGGUGGUGUUCUAGUUCUUGGCGGUCUCGACACGGGCAAGUUUUCCGGAGCGCUGGCGACUCUGCCCGUGCUCGGCCCGCAACUCGGCGAGAACAUCCCACGGUACUGGGUCCAGCUCGAGUCGCUUGGCUCCACAAUCAAUGGCAAGACUACAACGUAUAGCAACUCCAAAAUACCCGUCGUCAUUGACACCGGCUCGACGUUGUGCAACCUUCCCAGCUCCAUUGUUCAAGACAUGGUGCGGGACACCAACGCGCAGGUGGACAGCCAGGGCGAUGUUCUCGUCCAGUGCUCCAUCGCGAACAACAACGCAGCCUUCAACUUUGCCUUUUCUGGCGUCACCAUUAGUAUCCCGUGGUCCGAGUUCAUCCUCCCCAUCCCAGGCUCAACUACCCAGUGUGUCUUGGGCGUUUCCCCGUCUAGCUCGGUGGUCCUGCUCGGCGACUCGUUCAUUCGCAGUGCCUACAUUGUGUUUGACCAGGACCACAUGCAGGUCUCCAUGGCCCCUUGGGCCGAUUGCGGCGAACAUCAGCAGGCGAUCGGGUCCGGUCCUGUGGGCAACGUCCAAGGAGCAUGCAACUCGUCCAGCAGCACGAACACCACAAACCACAACAGCGGCUCGAGCCUCGGUGGGCCAGGUUGGGUUAUGCUGAGUCUACUGGGAAUGAUUUCCUUUGUCUUUGCGAGCCUCUGA